UCUUUCUUCGCAUUCAAUCUUCAACUCAAUACUUCGGAGUUCGGAUACCUCCUCUGCAGUGUAAGCUUUCGCGCUCUGAAAUCUUUCUUUCGUCUUCAACUACCCAAAAGACCCUGUUGUUUGAUUCUCUUCUGUUAUUCGAUUAUUUUCUCGGGAGGCAAACAGAAUAAUCUGACUGUUUUUGUUUUCGAAGAUAAAGAGAUUUUACAGGAGCUCUCAAGUGGUUUGAGAAGGCUAUCUCAGUUUUGACAACAUGGCUGUUUCAUCUUCAUUUUCUACCUGUAUGCUCUACGGGCGCCCUUUUGGUUCGGAAUUAAUGAAUAGCAAUGAAGAUUUCAUGUGUAAUUAUUCAAGCCUCCAUGAUAAAGUUUCGUUUUGUUCGAGGUCAUUUUCUGUGUCUAGUGGCAUGAGAUGUUCAAGACUGGUUCAAAAUAGCAGGCUGAGGGACGGUAUCCAGUGUCGUGCAUUGGAGAUUGAAAAUAAGCAUUUGACUUCUUUGGUAGAGAAGUUUGAACUUGAUGAUGUGAUUGAAGCUCAACAGUUUGAUAGAGAUAUUCUCAGUGCCAUAUUUGAAGUUGCACGCGAAAUGGAGAAGAUUGAAAAGAAUUCUCCUGGAAGUCGAAUUCUUCAGGGUUUUCUAAUGGCUACCCUAUUUUAUGAGCCCUCUACUCGUACUAGGCUUUCAUUUGAGUCUGCCAUGAAACGACUGGGUGGGGAAGUUUUGACUACUGAGAAUGCUAAAGAAUUUUCAUCAGCAGCAAAAGGGGAGACGCUUGAAGAUACCAUAAGAACUGUUGAGGGGUAUUCAGACAUAAUAGUUAUGAGGCAUUUUGAAAGUGGUGCUGCUAGAAGAGCAGCAGCAAUAGCUGGAAUUCCCAUUAUUAAUGCAGGGGAUGGUCCCGGACAACAUCCAACUCAGGCUCUUUUGGAUGUAUAUACGAUUGAAAGGGAGAUAGGGAAACUUGAUGGCAUCACAGUUGGCCUUGUGGGGGAUCUUGCAAAUGGAAGGACUGUCCGGUCCCUCGCUUACUUACUUGCCAAGUACCGAGAUCUGAAAAUAUACUUUGUUUCUCCUGAUGUUGUGAAAAUGAAGGAAGAUAUAAAGGACUAUCUCACAUCAAAGGGAGUAGAAUGGGAAGAAAGCGCUGACCUUAUGGAGGUGGCUUCUAAAUGUGAUGUGGUGUAUCAAACACGCAUUCAGCGAGAACGGUUUGGAGAAAGGGUUGACCUUUAUGAAGAAGCUCGAGGCAAGUACAUUGUGGAUAUGAAUGUUUUGAAUGUCAUGCAGAAGCAUGCUGUGGUGAUGCACCCCCUACCUAGGCUUGAUGAGAUUAGUGUGGAUGUUGAUUCAGAUCCAAGAGCUGCCUAUUUCAGACAAGCGAAAAAUGGUCUCUAUAUCCGAAUGGCCCUUCUAAAACUCCUACUUGUUGGGUGGUAAUGAGACCGUAUUAGUCGAAUUUUCAGAUUUUGGCACUUAUCUGCUUGCUUUGUUCUGGCUAGUUAGUUAACAAGUUUAUAAUAAGCCAGAACUGCAAGAUUGAUGUGGAAAUUUUGAACUCCUCGGAAUUCUCUAUUUUUUUUGUCUUCAAGGAGAGUUUUCUUUAAAGCCAGUGAAUGAAAGCCAUUUUUCCUUGUAACAGUGAAGAGAAUAGCAUGUCCAUUGCUCUUGAAGAACUAUAUGUGUUGUGCACGUUCAUAGAGAAUAGCAUGUCCAUUGCUCUUGAAGAA
This is a messenger RNA of Tripterygium wilfordii, 1728 nucleotides long. Its product is annotated as aspartate carbamoyltransferase 2, chloroplastic-like. Bases 254 to 1438 code for a protein of 394 amino acids. Lineage: Eukaryota; Viridiplantae; Streptophyta; Magnoliopsida; Celastrales; Celastraceae. The record is from RefSeq and is a predicted model, not a curated record. The transcript has 6 exons. Gene Ontology annotation, biological process: amino acid metabolic process; 'de novo' pyrimidine nucleobase biosynthetic process. Gene Ontology annotation, molecular function: aspartate carbamoyltransferase activity; amino acid binding.